Molecule: messenger RNA, 2750 nt
Organism: Thermothelomyces thermophilus ATCC 42464
Lineage: Eukaryota; Fungi; Ascomycota; Sordariomycetes; Sordariales; Chaetomiaceae
Exons: 3
Coding region: 93-2645 (850 amino acids)
Source: RefSeq, a predicted model, not a curated record
AGCCCUUACAAGCUAGUGUACCAAGUAAUUAAUGAAGGCGCGCGGCCGAUCGCGUCCCAUCAUGAUGAUCCUCACCAUUCGCCGCCGAAACGAUGGAGCUCACAGUCGCUGAGGCCUCAGGCCUCAUCGCCGCCGGCGUCUUCAUCCUGCAACAGCUGCUGUCUCUCAUCUUCCCGGCAGCGCUGGUCGGAUUUGUGCGAGAGGAGAACACGGCGGUCACCUGGUCGGUUCUUGGACGGUCCCUGCAGUCUUCCCCAUGGCCGACGAUCCUGCAGAACGACACAGCCGCCCGGCAUGGCGUUCGGCGGAGGAUCAGCAACGGACUCACACUCCAGACUGUGACGAUGCUGCUGAUCUCGGUAGCGGCCAUCGUCACCCCACUGGGGCUGUACCAGUCCAUUGAGCCAGGAGACCGCGAGCUAGCACGGUUCGAGUUCGUCAAGGACGAGUCACCUUUUGGAUACGCAACCCAUGCUCGCCUUUCGGGGCCUUUCUCGAGAUCCUGCGGAUCUAGCCGCCCCUGCCCGGGGUCGUGGGGAAACACCACAUGUACGCGACAAGGGCUUGCCGAGGUAUGCACGUCGCAGUUUGGCCGGGCCAUCCCAGAGAUCUGGAGGUCCACGUUCAGGGAAGGGGCUCGGCAGGUCAACGAGUCGGUGUCAAGCAUCUUCGACAUUCAGUGGAGGAACCAGAUCAACACUUCAGAUCCUUACGGCGAAUGGUCACGGUAUAUGCAGUCGGGAUACCGCCAGACUGGCAUCUUGGUCCUGGACCCUACUAUCCAGCUAGUCGACGGCCUCAUAGUAGACGCUAAGGACGGAGGCAUCGGCUUUCGCAAUCAUACGGCCCCGGCCACGGCUUACGAGUACGGCAGCACGUGGUCCGAAGACAUCUUGUUCAUAGAGCCGGAGGCACAGUGCGUCAACUUGAACCUGACCUUCGACUUCCAGCUCGUCGACACCACCUACUCGCGGCGGCUCGAGCCGAGGCACCUGUCUCUGACCGACCACGGCGGCUUCUCCGCCCUGUCCCGUACAAGCCCGGACCUCUCACUCCCCUCCCAUGGGAAUGGUCAGGGCCCCGUGGAUCUGAGGGAGAGGGCAUACAAGGCUGCCUGGGCCAACAACUUCCUGACCCUGGCUCAUUUCAACGCCACCGACCUCGACCCCAACAAUAUCACACGCCUCGACGUGACCCCGGGGAUGAGGCUUCUGGCCGAUGAUUCUGGCAUUGACGUCCCCAAGAAUAACACAAACACAACCGCCGGUACCGAGACAGCAUUCUUUGUAGACUUCCAGUCCGUCCGGUCCAACCUUCAGUUCGGAGAGUACCUCGAUCUCGGGUCCACCUCGGCUGGCAAGCGGCCCAGGGUCACCGUGGACCAGUUUGACUUUGUCUCCGAGCUGUGCGGGGGUGUGGCCGGCGCUAGCCCGGCCAACAUCAACAGCAGCCUGGUCGGGUGCGGGCUCGUGUACGGGGCGGCCUACCGGACGGACGGUGGCGACGAGCUAAGCCCGCAGCCGCUAUCCAACUGGACCGUCCCCGUCUACAGCUGCGCCGCCUCGGUGCGCGCCACCAUUCGCACCGUCACCUUCCGGCACAACGGCUCGGGUCUCGCCGGCCUCCGCGUGACCGCCGCCCAACCCAAGACGUACGCCUCCCCGGCCGAGCACCCGGUCUGGGCCGUCGAGGCCAUGCCGCGCGAAUACAUGAUCAGGGACUCCCAGCCGCUCUGGGGCCUUCUCCCGGAGUCGGCACCGCCGGCGCUCGGGAACAACCUCAGCACGGUGCGGCAGCCCUGGCUGCGCCUGCCGGGCCUGGUCAACUCGAUCGACUCGCCUCUGGCCAACGGGCUCGACUACGUGGCCAACCGCCCGGGGCAGAACCUGCCCGGCGUCGAUUUCUACGCUCUCGCCCUGCAGAACGCCUUCGGCGUCGCUCGCCCGGGCUCCGGCCUCUACUCCCUCUAUGGCGACUACUCGGGCCUCACCUCACUCGCCAUGUACAGCAAGUGGCGCAACCUCACCAGCUCUGAGGCCGGCACCGCCCACCUUCUCCGUCUCCUCUGGACCGACAUCGCUGCCAACUCGGUCGUUGGCACCAAAGGCUGGGGGCUUGACGACCCAGCGGCCCUGGGAGAGGGCGAGGGAGAAAGCGGGAAUCGGGUGAGGAAGAGGGAUGGUGAUGAUGAUUGGAAUGGUGAUGGCAACGGCUCACAGGACGUGGGGGCGGUGGUUCCCGUGACGGUGUACCGGCUGCGGGUGCGGUACCAGCUGCCGUACAUGGCGCCGGCGAUCGUCGUACUGGUGCUGGCGGCGGGCGUCUUGUGCACUUGGCUGGCGCUGACAGCGAUGAGACGGACGGGCCCGGCCAAGAUGCGUUGGCUGUUGGAUGCCACGUCCCCCGGCCGGAUCCUGGGCAGCUUCCUCUGGCCCGAAAAGGCGGCCACGCUCAGGGGCACCAACGAGUGGGUCAAGACGCUGGGAACCAAGAUGGUGGUCGUCGGCAGCAAGGGCCCAGGCGGGCCGGUCGCCGUGGCGGCUGGAGGCGAGGACAAACCGCAGGAGGGGAAUGCUCGUCCCGAGGGCGAAGAGACGGUUCAGCUCAUGAGCAAGGAUCGGCCAGCAGGGACAGCAGCAGCGUGAGAGGAGAGCCGUGCCGGGACAAGUUUUUUUUUCCCUUCUCUCUUUCUAUCUCCCUUCUUUCCUUUCUGUCUUUAAACCUACAACAUCAUAACCACAAAGUGUCUG